AUGUUUGGCAACAUCACUCAAGGGAACAACAAUUCUAUGUGUGGAAUAAACAUACAUUUCACACAUGCGUUUCUGCCACCUGUCUAUAUCGCCAUCUUUGUGGUGGGGACACUUUCCAACAUGUGGGGUUUAAGAAGCGUGUGCUUGGCGUGGAACAAAAUAGGAAGCAUCAACAUCUUCAUGCUCAACCUGGGACUGGCGGACCUGCAGUACUUGUUCACGCUACCAUUCCUGGUGGCGUACUACGCCAGAAAUAGCAACUGGACGUUCGGCCAGCCCUUCUGCAAGGUGACGCGCUUCUGCUUCAACCUCAACCUGUACGGCAGCAUCGGCUUCCUCACCUGCAUCAGCAUCUACAGGUACCUCGGUGUGGUGCACCCCAUGAAAGUGAUGGGGAAGAUCAGCAGCCGGCAUUCUCUGCUCAUUAGCGCAGUGGUUUGGCUGAUGGUCGUUGUUCAGAUCCUCCCGGACAUGUUCUUUGACAAGAACGACACAGACCACCAGAACGCUUGUUUUGACACCACCUCCAACGAACGAAUCAGAGAGUAUCUUCCUUACAGCUUUGGAUGGACGCUGACGGGGUUUGCUGUACCGUUGCUGAUCAUUGUUUUAUGUUACGGGCACGUCGUUUGGAUUCUCUCCAAAAAGUCCAACAUCAACCCUCUGCUUAAGCAACGCUCUUUGAAACUGGUCCUGGUUCUGCUGCUGCUGUUCUCCGUCUGCUUUGUUCCUUACCACAUCUUCAGAAACCUCAACCUACAAACCAGGAUCCUGAAACAAGAUGGUGUCUGCCUCCCGGGCUACCGCCACGUUUACAUCGCCCACCAAGUGGGCCGAUGUCUGGCAUGUAUGAACAGCGCCAUCAACCCGCUCAUUUACAUCGUAGGAAACGACCAAUUCUUCAUCAGGCUCCAUCGACUUAGGGACAGAACCAGGGAAUCUCUGAGCAACAUCACGCAGGUCGUCUUUAACCGCAACACUUCUCCAUCGCUGUGA
Messenger RNA from Doryrhamphus excisus (bluestripe pipefish), 996 nucleotides. Its product is annotated as P2Y purinoceptor 1. Gene Ontology annotation, cellular component: membrane. Gene Ontology annotation, molecular function: neuropeptide receptor activity. The record is from RefSeq and is a predicted model, not a curated record. NCBI's taxonomy places the organism in Eukaryota, Metazoa, Chordata, Actinopteri, Syngnathiformes, Syngnathidae. Gene Ontology annotation, biological process: G protein-coupled receptor signaling pathway.